This is a messenger RNA of Haliaeetus leucocephalus (bald eagle), 1781 nucleotides long. RefSeq names its product plasmalemma vesicle associated protein (gene PLVAP). The record is from RefSeq and is a predicted model, not a curated record. The transcript is spliced from 6 exons. Gene Ontology annotation, biological process: regulation of vascular permeability; positive regulation of cellular extravasation. Gene Ontology annotation, cellular component: caveola. Bases 254 to 1519 code for a protein of 421 amino acids. NCBI's taxonomy places the organism in Eukaryota, Metazoa, Chordata, Aves, Accipitriformes, Accipitridae.
GCACAGGGAGGGGGAGCAGGGUCCCACGCUUCACCCCCCUCUGUUAGCCAUCGGGAACAAUAGUCCUCCUGCAAACAGAAGCUGCAUCGUGAUAACCCGGGAGGUCUGAGGCAUCCGGAGAGGCAGGAAGGAGCCCAGCAGAAGGAAAUAUUAAAUACAGCAAUAUAAACACGGCGGCGGGAGCGAGCUCCACCCCGGCGCGGCCCCGUUGAAAGGGGCUGCCGUGGGGUGGGGUGCGCAGAGCAUCGGUGGGAUGGAGAAGAGCAGCUACGCCAUGGCCAAGUUUGGUCUGGAAGCCAAGGAAGCGAUGCCCAAGCGGGACUGUGGUUUUUAUGUGAAGUAUAUCUUCCUCUUCACCUCCCUCAUCCAAUUCCUCAUCAUCCUGGGGCUGGUGCUGUUCAUGGUGUACGGCAACGCGCAGGCGGGCACCGACACGCACCUUCGGCUGCUGGAGGAGCAGCUGCAGGAUCGCUACAACAAGAUCAUCACCCUCAGCGGGAGGAACAUGAACCUGACGCGCACCCUCAAUGCCACCCUCAAGGAGAAGCAAGGGCUGCAGGUCCUCGCCCAGAAGGUGCAACGGGACCUGGAUAAGUGCAAUAGCACCCAGGGUUCCAACCCCAUCCCCAAGCUGCAGGAGAUGAUGAAGAUCAUCUUCUACCAGAAGAUAAAGCUGGACGAGUGCCACAUGACCAUCAGCGUCAUCAAUGCCAGCUGCAGUGCCGACAAGGCGCUGCUGCGGAACCAGCUGGACCAGACAGCCCUGGCCAAGAAGGAGCUAGAGGAAAACUGCCGCAAAGCAGGUGCCACGCUGACCAAAGCCACCCAGGAGCAGGAGAGCUGCCAGCGGGACCUGCUCAACACCAGGAUCACCUGCGAGCCCGCCAAAUCCAACCUGGAACUGCUGAAGCACGAGUGCAGAUCCUUGAGGUCCGACAUGAACUACUUCUUCCAGCGCAUCAAGGGCUUGGCCGUCCCCAGCUGCAACGAAGUCAACGACCAGGUCACCUGGUUGACGCAGCAGACGGAGGGGCUUUUCCUCUGGCAGCAGGAACGGGAGACCAAAUACAUGGGGAAAAGCGUCUGCGACAUGAACAUGCUCCAGUGUCACAUGAACUGCUCCAGGGAGAAGCAGGACUUGGACAAGCGGCUGCAGGACGCUGAGAAACAGGUCAAGGGCAACCAGGAGGAAAAGAAGAAGCUGCUGGUGGAGAAGGAGCAGCUCAGCAAGGAGCUGGAGGAGAAGAGCAAAGCUGCCGCGCAGGCUGGGUACUUCAAGGAGCAGCUCAACAUCUGCAUGGGCUCCAAGAUGGACACCUUCUUCGACAUCACGGGCUCACGGGUGCUGGGCAGCAGUGGGCGGCUGGGACCCUUUGCCAGCACCGGCUCCUACGUGGAUGCUCUGAGGAACCAGGGCAUCUUCGGGAAUAUGGGCAAAAUCAAUGUGGAGGAGAUCCAGCGGACGGUGCAGAAGAUCGUGGAGCAGUACACGUCCACCCUGAAGAACACCAGCGGCUAACGGCCGAGCGGUGUACGGAAAACGGCGGCGAGGGGCUCGAGGACAAGCCCAGGAGGUGCUUCCCACGGCAUGGAUGGCAAAAUCCGACCGGGAGCGAGUGGCCGGCACCACCGCCAUCCUCCCCCUGCCCCUGGGGGGGGCCACCAGCAUGGCAGGAGCCAGAGCCAACCUCCCGUCCCCUUCCCCGAGCCCCCAUGUUCGUCCUCUCCCACACGCUCGCCUCCCCUGCGCAUGUACCCGUAUGCUUGGAGACGGGGCGGCC